Messenger RNA from Penicillium diatomitis, 1641 nucleotides. RefSeq lists its product as uncharacterized. Gene Ontology annotation, molecular function: DNA binding. The transcript has 3 exons. The record is from RefSeq and is a predicted model, not a curated record. Bases 1 to 1641 code for a protein of 546 amino acids. Lineage: Eukaryota; Fungi; Ascomycota; Eurotiomycetes; Eurotiales; Aspergillaceae. Gene Ontology annotation, cellular component: nucleus.
AUGGACGACUCCACAACCGCCAUGGAGACGGAUCCGUCACCGGAAAAUGACUUUGCGCAUUCACCCUGGGUUGAACUGAACUCGUUUUCCUCUCCGCAUAGUUCUCCUCCAUUGCCCGAGUAUACGGGCUUUGACUUUGGUACCUCCAGUCUCAUGGCUGUGGACCCCACGUAUGGAAUGUCGAUUCCUCCGCCGUACGCCUCGAUGCCUCUGCCCAUGCCCUCGCAUGCGUGGCCCAGUAUGCUCACCCAUCAAGCGGCGUUUGCUGAGGUGGGACUCCCAGCCGUGUCGGUGCCCACGUCCGUGUCACCUUCGGCCCCAGUGCCUCCCAUCCGGAAGACGUCGACGGGUGGUGCGACUCCACGCAGAACCCUGACCGACGAAGAUCGGCGCCAGAUGUGUCUCUAUCAUGAGGAGAACAAGCAGGCGAAACAGACUGACAUUGGAGCACUCUUUGGAGUUGAAAGAAGCACCGUCUCCAAAGUUUUACGACAGAAAGAGAAGUAUCUGAACCCAGAUGAUGGCAAUCGAUCCCCUAUCAAGCGAGCCAAGGGCCGGGUCCCCGACAUCGAAAAGGCGCUGUCGAACUGGGCUCGAAACUACCAACGCCAGGGCUUCCCAUUGAGUGACGAGAUGAUUCGGGAGAAAGCACGCUUCUUCGCCAGCACCUGUGGAUGUCCCGAGAGCAAGGAGAAAGUUCUGACGGCCAGCUGGCUCGAACGAUUCAAACAGAAGAACAGCCUCAUUGGGGCUAAAUCUCGAAGAGGCUCAACGGAUCGCAAGGGCGUCCGAAGCAGCUCCAACAGCCCCAUCCGCAUCAAUACUGGCUCUGCAACCGACUCCACCAUUCAAAGCCCUGGCGCACGUUCGCCAAUCUCUUCGCACGGCUUCGGUUCGCCUCUAUCGCCCACUCACAGUCACGACGGCUUAAAGUUGGGGGCCAACGAUGAGCUCCCAGAACUCACGGGCGGUGUACAGCGCUUGUACUCCAAGACCACGACAAUGUUGGACACCACUUCCUGUUCGGUCAUGACCAGUCCUACCUCUACGCUUGUCUCGGAAAGCCCUUUCACCCCCACGAACCAAUACCGUCUGCUUUCAAACUCCCUAGUCAAUCGAUCACGUAGCCAAACUUUACCGACAGUGCCCAUCGACCCAAGCUUGCUGGCAGCCGAUGAGUCUCAGUCCAAGUCCGAUCUCAUGAAGGAGGUGACGAUUCUGGAGUCACCAUUGGAGUUUGAUGAUCACGAAUCGCAAGCCGCAAUCCGAGGAAUCGACCCAUCCAAGAUGAUGAGACGCAAUCACAGUGACUCGGAGAUUAAGACGGUCUUCAAACAGCGGUCACAGUCGUUCUCCAAGUCCACCAAUGUGUCACCUACUACCACCAAUGCCACCGCCACCGUCCCCGAUUCUCCCACCCAAGGCGAGGCUCGACAGGCCCUGGAACUAGUGAUGAACUAUUUCCAGCGUCAGCCCGCGGGCCUUGCAGCGCAGGAGUAUAUUACCAUUGGCAAGCUGAUGGAACGCCUGGAGCUGGCCAAUCAUCAGCACAAUGCCGUUCUGGGUGGACUGGCACGAAUUGAUGAGAAUGGCGAUGCGCCUCAGGUGACCAAGAAACGAAGCAUUCAGAACAUUGGAUGA